This is a messenger RNA of Mobula hypostoma (lesser devil ray), 1291 nucleotides long. Its product is annotated as UPF0450 protein C17orf58 homolog. Lineage: Eukaryota; Metazoa; Chordata; Chondrichthyes; Myliobatiformes; Myliobatidae. Gene Ontology annotation, molecular function: protein binding. The coding region runs from base 7 to 1233 and encodes 408 amino acids. The transcript has 5 exons. The record is from RefSeq and is a predicted model, not a curated record.
UCCGACAUGAACGGGUUGUUACUAAUUCAGGUCUUCUCGCUCGUGAUAUUUUUAAAAAUUAUCAAUGCCAAAAAUAAAGAUCUCUCACCACCCGUUGGAAAGCUGAUGGAGAGUGGAGCUCUCUCCAAGGCGAUCUCCAGGACGCCCCACCCCUCCGUGAACCUGACACAACUGUUGCACAGAAGCCGUGGCAACCCCGACUCCAAUCGGCCGGCCACCGCAGCCUUGAUGGGAAGAGUGGCGGAUAUUUCCCAACCGGCCACGGCGCCGGGUGGAAGCUCCCACGGGCGGCUUCGGCUCACGGUUCCGCGAGUCGUGAUAGCAGCGAACGGGAACUCGGAGAGGCAGACAAGCCGGGUAAUGGUAGGCGGAUAUCCCGAGAAGCGAGAAGGGUGGUCACCCAGCGACUUCCAAGGUCUCCUAUCUUCAUUCUAUCACGAUAAAUCCAAACUGAACAGGUCGCCAGCCUACCACAGCCUCUUGUCCAAGAGUCAGCAGCCCAAUUCCUCAGUGUACCGGUUUCACAGCUACGGAGGUUCCCAACUCUACCGACAAUUCACGGACACGCACAGUGGAACGAGAGAGGGCGAAGCAUCUCCAAGUUCCGGCCAGGACGCCGAGGAGAACCGGCCUAGGAAGUCCACACGCCACCGAACCAGGGACACGUUAAUGAACAGCAUUAACUCCCCCUCGGAAAGCAGCCGCCGCGCUUCGAGUUUGCUCUACCAUUUUAACCUACUCCGAGAAGAUUACGAGAAGCCGAUGUGCUCUGUUGAAUGCAGGAAAGAAAAGAACGAGAGGGAGUUCUACUGUAGCAGUGACUUUGCAAUCAAUGGUAUAGUCCACGAUAUAGUAAUCCUUGAUAAAAGACUGCAAAUGGUGACAUUACUGGUGGAUAGUGAUGGAUUCUACCGCAUGGGUCGGCUCUACAUUACUCCAGACGGAUUCUUCUUCAAAGUGCACAUUCUCGUGGUCGAUACAUUCAACUGUAAAAGGCUUUGUCCAGACUUAAAGUUUGGUGGUAGAUACAUCAUGAUGGGUCUGAUAUAUCACAGAAGAUACCCGCUACCCACAUGGGUACAAGAAAGGGUUAUUGGGAGACUAAAACCUGGUGAUGGCCUGGUGAAGAGCAGCAGCUACGUGAGAAGAUUUAACAAAAAGAGGGACCAGAAAGUCCAGCUGCUAAAUGACAGGAUCUGUGAAACCCCUUUCCAAGGAUCACAGCAGAAAUGAAAUCGGAGGGCAUUUAUAACAUUUGUAAUAAUACUGCAGUUUUAUUUGUAUUUUUUAA